This is a messenger RNA of Sclerotinia borealis F-4128, 969 nucleotides long. The record is from the annotation of a GenBank genome assembly. Lineage: Eukaryota; Fungi; Ascomycota; Leotiomycetes; Helotiales; Sclerotiniaceae.
AUGUCAAAACCACCUUCCAAAUCUGUGUUUGUUGGAAAUAUCCCAUACGGCCUUACCGAGGAACAGAUAGUAGAUAUCUUCAGUAGUGCGGGAAACGUUAUAAACUUUCGACUUGUCUAUGAUCGUGAAACAGGCAGGCCCAAAGGCUUCGGUUUCGCAGAAUAUCCCGAUUCAGAUUCUGCGUCUUCUGCAGUAAGGAAUUUGAAUGACUACGAAAUUAUGAAUCGAAAAUUGCGCGUUGACUUUUCGAAUGAUGGUGGUGAAGAAGAAAGUUCUGCGCCAACCUAUCAACCUCCUCCUCUACCUACGAAUGGCCUCCCCGUUCCACCUCCGUCUCUCCCAAUCCCUCAAACCUCAAACCCAUCCUCGUUACCACCUCUCCCAAUAGGCAUUGAACUACCUCAAGGCCUCACCUGUCCCGACGCCAUUUCCCGCACUCUCAACACCCUCCCCCCAUCUCAACUCCUCGACGUCCUCUCCCAAAUGAAAACCCUCGCCUCCACCGACCCCCAAAAAGCCACCGAGCUUCUCCAUCAAGCCCCCCAACUUUCCUACGCCAUCUUUCAAGCCCUUCUCCUAAUGGGUCUCGUCCAACCCGAAGCCCUUACCUCUGUCAUCGAGUCGUCUGUUGCCGCACCCUCGUCCGCUCCCCCCGUUUCAAAUAUUCCUCUACCUAUUGCGCCAACUCCACAAUAUGGAGGCUCGGCAUAUCCGCCUGGAUACCCACCACCGCCUCCACAUAUGUCAGGUCAAUUGGGUAUGUCCAUGAUGGGUACGCCGCCAGUACAAGGAUAUGCGCCACCUCCUCCCCAACAAAGACAAGCUCCACCACCACCAGUUCAGGCAGCAGAACCAGAUACAAAUGCAUUGAUGGCACAAGUCAUGGCCAUGCCGCAGGAGUUGAUUGAUAGCUUGCCACCUGCUGAUAGGGCACAGUUGAUGGCGCUAAAAGCACAGUUUCGUGGAUAG